This is a messenger RNA of Impatiens glandulifera, 3746 nucleotides long. Its product is annotated as probable LRR receptor-like serine/threonine-protein kinase At3g47570. NCBI's taxonomy places the organism in Eukaryota, Viridiplantae, Streptophyta, Magnoliopsida, Ericales, Balsaminaceae. The coding region runs from base 138 to 3572 and encodes 1144 amino acids. Gene Ontology annotation, molecular function: protein kinase activity; ATP binding; protein binding. The transcript has 5 exons. Gene Ontology annotation, biological process: protein phosphorylation. The record is from RefSeq and is a predicted model, not a curated record.
UCGCACCCAAUUCUUUAUUUAUAGUUUUAGGAUAAGAAUGAGCAGUGACAGCCAUUUUAGAGAAUGAAACUAGCGAGCUAUUUUAAGCUUAGUGGACACUCAAUAUAUAAAGAAGAAUUAGCUGGCAACACAACAACAUGAAGAAAAUAUGCAGCAGUCUCAUGAUCACGAUCACCUCUCUGAUGGCGGCAGUGAUUCUCCACCACCUCAUUAUAAUUUCUUCAUUUUCUAAUUCUAUUUCUAUGGCCGCAGCAGCAGCCGCCAUACCCAAUUUUAAUAAUAAUAAUAAUAAUAAUAUUGGCGCCGACCAGUCCGCUCUCCUCGCCCUGAAAUCCCACGUCACUUCCGACCCCUUUCACAUCCUCGAAAAUAACUGGACGGGUGGCACUACUCAUGACGUGGUCUGCAGUUGGGUCGGAGUUACCUGCGGCCUCCGCCAUCGACGAGUCACCUCCCUGGACCUCAAUAGCAUGGGUCUCGUCGGCACCAUCCCCCCGCAAAUGGGUAAUCUGACGUUCCUCCUACGCCUCGAUCUCUCCAACAAUAGCUUCCACGGGACCCUGCCCGAGGAGAUGGCCCGGCUCCGGCGACUGAAGUAUGUCAGCGUCGCCUAUAAUGGUUUUGCCGAGAAAGUACCGCUGUGGCUGGGAAACUGUACGGAUAUUGAACAAGUCUUAUUUCAGAAUAAUAGCUUCUCAGGAUUAAUUCCGCAAGAGAUUGGGAAAUUGCAGAAGCUGAAGGUGUUGAAUAUAGGGCAUAAUCAACUGACGGGUUCAAUUCCGUUGUCUCUCUUCAACGUCUCGACCUUACAAGCUAUUAUACUGAAUGAUAAUGACCUGUCUGGCGAGCUUCCUGCAGAUUUCUGCCACUAUCUUCCCGACCUGGAAAACCUCUUCUUGUCUUUGAACCAGUUAGAGGGACCAAUCCCGUCCUCCAUAGGCAGUUGCUCCAAGCUUUUGCUACUUCGUCUCUCGCGCAAUUUAUUCGUCGGCCAGAUUCCCGACACAAUAGGAAACUUGACCAACCUUCAGGUUAUCAGUAUUAGCUCUAAUAGUUUGACAGGUCCAAUUCCACAUGAGAUGAGACAACUUGUCAAUUUGGAACAACUGAAUCUUUGGCGCAAUGGUCUCACUGGACCUAUUCCAAAUGAUAUUUGGAAUUCUUACUCUCUCUAUUAUGUAGAUCUUAGUGAGAAUAACUUGACCGGUGCUAUCCCGGAGGAACUUGGCAGGCUUCAUAAUUUAGAGACAUUGCAAAUGGAUACUAAUAAACUAACUGGUUCUAUUCCUCAAUCAAUAUUCAACUCCUCCAAAUUGCUUACACUUUCAUUUGCCAGCAACCAACUUUCUGGUGGCAAUCUGCCACCAAAUUUAGGCCUUUCUGCCCCCAAUCUUGAAGAGAUAUAUUUGGGCGGAAAUCAGUUCAAUGGUGUCAUCCCAAACUCCAUCUCCAAUGCUUCAAAUCUGAUGAUUCUAGAUCUAUCUGAAAAUCAGUUCAGCGGUCCAAUUCCUAGCUCACUUGGAGAUUUGAGGCUACUUCAACUUUUACUCUUGCAUGAUAACAACUUUACUGGAGACCCUUCUUCUCCCGGGUUAAAAUUCCUAGUGUCUUUGACAAACUGUAGGAAUUUAAUUACUCUAUCGAUAGGCAUAAAUCCUCUCAAUGGAAUCCUCCCAUCUUCCAUUGGCAACCUCUCCACGUCUCUCAAAACCUUUUAUUUCUAUGAUUCGGGAAUUAUGGGCAAGAUCCCUCCAGAAAUUGGUAACUUAACCAGAUUAGAGUCUUUAUCUUUUUCCAACAACAAGCUUACAGGUUCACUUCCGGAGACUCUACAGGAACUAAGAAACCUCCAAGGCUUGAGAGCCGAUAAAAACAGGUUACAAGGAUCCAUCCCCAAUUGGAUUUGUGAUUUAUGGCAGUUAAGUUUACUACAGUUAGCUGACAACGACUUUUCUGGCCCGUUGCCGGCUUGUUUGGCAAAUAUUAGCUCUCUUAGGCAAUUCUAUGUAUAUUCAAAUAGACUAGUUUCCGACAUUCCUUCAGACAUUUUUAGUCUUGCCGACCUUUUGGUGCUUGAUCUCUCAAACAAUUCAUUUAAUGGGCAUCUGUCCCCUGAUAUUGGGAACCUAAAAGCUGCUAUAACUAUAGACUUAUCCUAUAACAAACUUUCGGGCGAAUUGCCGGACACAAUUGAAGGCCUAACGAACUUGAUUAAUCUUUAUUUAUCAUAUAACAAAUUCCAAGGACUUAUUCCGGAGUCACUUGGUAAGAUGCUGAGUUUGGAAAACCUAGAUCUAUCCGAAAACGAACUUUCAGGUGCUAUUCCCAAAUCUGUGGAGGCGCUUGUUUAUCUCAAGUCCUUUAAUGUUUCUUUCAAUCACUUGAGAGGAGAAAUUCCUUCAAAAGGGCCUUUCCUAAACUUCAGUAAUGCGUCGUUUAUGGGAAAUGAAGCAUUAUGCGGAUCUUCCAUCCUGCAACUUCAAUACCCUCCAUGCCCGACCAGUUCUCCUCGGAAGAAAAAACACACACAUCUUAUUAUUCUAUACAUUCUAUUGCCAAUUGGGGUGGUGGUGGUGUUGUUUAUCGUUUUCUUAGUAGUGCUUAGAACACGGUCUCAAUGGUCAAAGAAAAAGACUGAUCAGCAAGGUGGUCUCCCAUCACCUCUAAAGCCUUUCGAAAGGAUAUCGUACGAUAACCUGUUUCGUGCCACCGAAGGAUUCAGUCACAGCAACUUGAUCGGAGUUGGCGGGUAUUCUUCUGUGUAUAAAGGGCUGCACAGGGACGGAACCACUAUAGCUGUAAAGGUAUUCGACCUGAAGGUGGAAGGGGGUUUUAAGAGCUUUGAUACCGAAUGCGAGGUGUUGAAAAGCAUUCAACACCGAAAUAUUGUGGGAGUGUUGACUAGUUGUUCUAGACCCGAUUUCAAGGCACUUGUGUUGGAAUACAUGCCUAAUGGGAGUCUUGAUAAGUGGCUGUACUCUCACAACUAUUUCUUGGAUACGUUGAAGAGACUUGAUAUAAUGAUCGAUGUGGCUUGUGCUUUGGAAUAUCUGCAUUACGGGUUUAUAAGUCCUUUGGCACACUGUGAUUUGAAGCCGGGGAAUGUUCUUCUCGACCAAGACAUGGUUGGUCAUGUGAGCGACUUUGGCAUUUCUAAGCUUUUAAGUGGGGAUGAUAGUAUUGCUCAAACCAGGACACUGGCUACAAUCGGAUAUAUUGCUCCAGAAUAUGGGAGGGAAGGUUUGGUUUCCAUAAAAUGCGAUGUGUACAGCUAUGGAAUCAUGCUAAUGGAAACAUUCACAAGAACCAGGCCAACAGAUGAGAGGUUUGAUGAGGAUGAAAGGGAGGGAGGGUUAAGUUUGAAGAAGUGGGUGAAGGAUUCUUCGGUAGAGGAGAUAAUAGAUGCCAAUUUGGUGAGGAUGGAGGAAAAGAACAUAAAUGGUAAUCUCAAAUGUGUAUCAGCCAUCAUGGAUUUGGCUUUGGCUUGCUCUGCUGAAUCUCCCGGAGAGAGGGUCGACAUCAAAUUGGUCCUGACGACUCUGAGGAAGAUCAGGCUGAUGUUUCUUGGCUAAAUCUGAACAUUAAACUUUGAUGAGAGAUUGAUGGAUGUGUGAGUUCAAUUAAUAACACUAUUUAAGUCAUGUUUCAAUAUUUCCUUCUUUUUUUUCGUGUAAAAUGUCUUCUAAGAUUUAUUAUGAAUAUUGUAUUGUAUGUUUUUAUUAAAAAUCGUAAUUAUACAAAAUUAC